Caenorhabditis auriculariae is the source of this 3874-nucleotide messenger RNA. The record is from the annotation of a GenBank genome assembly. Lineage: Eukaryota; Metazoa; Nematoda; Chromadorea; Rhabditida; Rhabditidae.
AUGACAGCGACAAGCCAUUCCUAUUUAACGCCUCGUCAGAGUGAGAAGAGCGCGUCUGCAGUUGGCGGGAUGACCAAGCGAGUACCAAGUCUGGAAUUUCAGUGAUUUUUGAAAAUUUUCUAAUUUACAGUGGAGAAAAAAAAAGUGACCAAGCGAAGGACGACGAGGUUAAAAGUCUGUCAACUGUGUCUUCUACUCACACGAAACACAUCAUUAAUUGCAGAAUGCGAGCUUCAGUGUGGAGGAAAUUACUGAUAACCGGGAAAAGAGCAGUCAGAAGCGUAUAACGGUACGCUAGUUUUUCAUUGGUCUCGGACAUUUUUUUCGCUCUCAGAGAAUGAAAGGCUUGAGUACCAUUGAAUCUACCCAGGAGUUUAACAGCUCCAAGAAGCCGCUGAAGAAGAAAUCAACAAAACAAGCCUUGGCUAAGGCGCAGAGUCCAUUGCAGAAGGGUGUAGCAACGAAGUCAAAGCCUCAAGAAACGAAGUCAGCACUGGAAAUGCUUCAAAUUGGAAAGUCUUACGAAAUCUGCCAUAGUCCUAAAGAUCGCACUCUCACAACCGAAGUAAUCUUUUCUUGUCAUGUCUAAUCAACCGGUCGUAGAGUUCAGGUCGAAAUGGUCAACUUCAUAAGUCCCAAGCGUGAUGGCUCUAAACGAGAAACAGCUUCAUCGUGCUCUUCUUCGACUUCACAAUGCGUAGAGUCUGUGCAGCUGAAAACCGGACGAAACAUUAAUCCUGUACAUAAAACCUCUGAAGGCGAUACGGAAGCUGAAAAUAACGCUGUUAUUCGAAUUUAUUAGAUUUUCGAAUCGGUAAAGAUUUGAGAUGCCGUUAGAAGUUGGUGAAAGCGUGGUGCUGUUGGAAAAAAAGUCUGACGCAUUGGUGGGCGAGUGUGAAGAUAAAACAACUAAGGUGAAUUUCAUAGAGAGAAAUUUAAAAUGAGAAAAAAAUCUUCAGCCGAAAGGAACCGAAUCGAGUGACGCGGAAAAGUGAGCGCAAUUUUAAAACAACAAUGGUAUACGUUGUUCUCUUAUAUCUAGGAGAAAGCGAACAAAAGCCUGGCUACACUCGGUGCUCCAGAAAGGCGUUUGCGGACUUCGGUCAGAGUUUAGACAUGUACCAAACGAGGUUUGUGAUUCCAGAAUGAGUUUCAUCACAUUUUUGAUAGAUAUUUCUCAAUUAUUUUAUUUGAACGAUUACAACCAGCGUUUUAGUUUCAAAAAAGCGAAUUAUAGCCUGUUCAGAUUCGAAGUCAACUCUCAAACUCUGCCACUUAUGUGUAGAUCAAACCAAUCAGAGAGCAGCCAUCCAGAGAGCAUUUUUGGGGGCGGAGUUGGCUGCUUUACAUUCGAAAUCUGAACAGACUAUGCACAUUCAUCUUGUUCGAUUUAUGUGUGAUUUUUGAAAAUCCUAUUUUUGCUGACCACCCAUGAACUGUGAUUAGUUCAUUAUUCAUUGUAUUUUUUUCCUAAAUUAAUUUCGUUAGUUUUAGUACUUUUUUUGUGAGAAAACGUUAGGUUUUGAGCAAUUCAAGAAUCCAAAAUUUCCGAAUUCUCAAAUUUCUUAUCGUUGGUCUGGACCCAUUUCGAUUCGAAACUGUCUUUUUUCCUAAACUCGAAUAAAUUCUGAGAACCUGCUACGUUUAUUACCAAAAAAAAAAUUGAGAAGGAAUAUAUUUGUUAACAUUUACAACAACUACACUUUCUCCAGGCCCCAAUGGAAAAAUCGACGGUUUUCAAGGAAAACAACGACCGGAAUCGUUACAGCAACGUGCCUUGCUGUGAUCAGACCCGAGUUCAGUUGCCGCCGCCUCAGACUUAUAUUCACGCCAACUAUGUUGGGUAAGUUCAGUCCAUGAGUUUAUCCUCUUUAAUUUUAUUUUCAGCUCGGGAUGUGCCAAACAGCGGUUCGUCUGCGCUCAAGCGCCUUUGCCGAACACAGCAGACGACUUUUGGAGGAUGAUCAUCAAAACUGUUUGUUUUUGCCUUUAAUCCGAUUGAAGUUAGUUCUUUUUAGGAGGCGGAACAUGUGGUUAUGCUUUGCGACUUAGUGGAGAAAGGCCGGACGAAGUCCUUUGAAUAUUUUCCUAAGUUUGUGACACGGAAACACGUAUGAAGCUAGACAAUUUUAUUCAAAUGCGAAAAUAAUUAAUUUGCGUAGCCGCAAUCCCAAGAAACUCUAUAAAUUGCAAUAUAUUUUCUAAGGUCAAAAAGCGAGGUGCUGCAGAUUAACGACACUUGCUCGAUUGUCAAUGAAGAAAUUCGAGAAGUGAGUGGAAAUUUUCAUUACAUUUCCUAUCAUACUUGAUUUUCUUUGCAGUUUGCUAAAGACGUGUUCCAGCGAACGCUUCGAGUGAAAACUAAGGAUAAUUCGAGAACAAUGUCCCAUUAUCAUUGGACGAAAUGGCCAGAUCACGGUGUCCCAGAAUCGUUUUCCAUUCCGCUGAAGCUGGUGGCGGCCGUUCGAGAUUCCAGGUUAAAUUUAUUUUUUCCUUAAAUGUCCGAUGAGCUCUUAAAAAUGAGCAUUGGCUCAUGAAAAUUGGGAGUCAUUUCCAGUCUUAUUUCAGGCCAUACAAGACUUUUAUAGUGGAAUUUCCAAGCAGAUUUUUUUUUCUAGAGAAAUUUCUAUUCAUCUUUCCUUUACCGUUAUCAUCGAUUUUUCAGUAAACCUAUAAUUUACCACUGCUCGGCUGGAGUAGGUCGAACUGGAACUAUGGCUCUUCUGCAAAUCAUUUGGGAGGUUUUUGGGCCGCUUCUCGUUCGUAUUUUUUCCUUUUUUUUUGCAGUGCGUCCGACGACCAGAUUUUUCCGACUCGGCAACUGCUCUGAAAAAGUUACGCGAGGAACGUUUUAGAUGUGUUCAGGUUGAAUUUUACUCUAUCAUUUUUUUUCACUCUGACAAUCUUUAGAACGAUAUUCAAUACUUAUACAUUCAUCGAUGUCUAAUCGAGUACCUGAUCUCGAAAAAGUUCAGUUUUCCACAGAAUCAAUACAACAAAUUCAAAGAGGUGAGUAAUUUCAGCGCAUUUAAAAUUGGUGGAAUGAAAAAAAGACCAGCGCAAUUUCAAAAGGCGACUUUUCCGAUUUUUUAAUAUCGCUAGGGAACUUUCCGACGGCCACCUUUCCGCCGAAUCCCUUUCCGACUUUUUUUCCCUUAUAUUUUUCGGUUUAUAAAAUAUCUAUUUACACUUUUUUUUUUUCCUAUUUCUUUGUGUUUUAAUCAUGAACCAAUUACCUACUUUAUGUAGGAAGAUUCAAAACGAGAAGUUUAUCGAGAAAAUAAUGUUGGAAAAAGAUUCGUCGGAAAGGAGGCCGUCGGAAAGUUCCCUAGCGAUAUGAAAAAACCGGAAAGGUCGCCGUUUGAAUUUUCGCUGGUCUUUUUUUCAUACCACCUAAAAAUCGUGUCAACGCAAAUUUUCUUUUUUUCAAUUUCAAUUCAAGUUACGCCCCGCCUUUUGAGUUUCACUCAGAAAAUGGUUAAUAAAUUAUUGUAAUUAUUGUUGCUAACAGGAGCUUUCAGGUCAAAGUUUGACAUCAUUUUUUUUCCAUCGUACUUCGUACAAUGUUUGGCAAAAGUUUUUGAGACCUGCGCGCGGGACUGUCAUUUGAAAGCUCCAAACUCAGCAAUGUGUUUGAGGCUUUCGAGUUAAGGAUUGGUAGCUUGAAGUUCUUAGUGGAACAUUAAAACCUGCCGAAACUCAAAAGGAUCAAGUUAAGGAAUACGAUGCGAUUGUGGCGAGAAAGUCGGCGGAGCGAAUGAAUCGCGAGAAGGAGGCUGAAAGAGCUCGACAAAGCGAUCCUAUGCGUGAAAUAUCGACGACGGCUGCCCAAAUAGCUUCUCGAGAAAGUCGCGACAUGAUUCACGAGCAAUAA